CGGGGUGUUGAACGUUGCGUCACACACACACGGCACUAACCUGCCACUUGUCGAGCUCAUGUGCGAAUAUCCCACCGCCGCUGCUGAUCCCCCGCACCAGCGCCAGAAGGACGAGAAGAUGGAGAACUAGACAGGCCGAGAGCCACUUGCCGCAAGACCGAACAGCGGCCGCGGCCGGGCGAUGCGCCAGUGGCGGCUCUACCGGCAGGGCGUCGUUAUUGGCGGAGAAAAUCCUCGUCUUGUUCCUAACCCAGCCAAAGACUAGUCUAUAGAGCAGUAACGGUACAGAAGACAGGGACGUUAUUAUUAGCGCUUCGUGUAACAUUAUUGAUGGCUGGACGGUAGGUAGCUAUAUCAUAGGAGACGAGAAGUGAUGGCGUCUCCGGGAGCGCGAGGGGGGAGACAGGCAGGGCGCGGCUGCGAGAAGAGGUUGGAAGAAAAGAAGCCGGGCACAGAUAAUUAUCUCUGCUUUUAUACCGCCGCCCUGCAUAUGCCCGAUCGGAAUGUUAAUGACGUCAUAUCGUUUUAUGCGCAUGCGUAUUAUGCGUACCAUUAGGACAUGACAUGUGGCCAAGUGCAAGACGAAGGAUAUUGAACGUCAGUUCGUACGGUCUCUGCUACACCAGAGGGUAUGCAAGGAGAGGGGAGGGGCCCAGAGGAGGAGUCAGAGGGAUGAGAUGGUUUGGUAUCCCAGUGGGGCUGGGUCUGGUGUGUCUUGCAGCUCUUCAACUGCAGAGGACGUUACGCCGGGAGAGGAGGGGCAGAGCAGGAGCCGAGGAAGGGGAGACUUCAUCGUGGCAGCUGGCGAUGUUUCGACUCCUGCCAGCUCGUCUCUUCUCUCGGCGAGCUGGCAGCCUCUCAGAGAGAGAGCUCCCUCUGUGGCUGAGAGGUCCUCUCCUGGGACUCUACGUCAGGGUGUGUGGCUGCGACAUGUCGGAGGCCGUAGAGGAGGAGGUGACAAAGUACAGGAGUCUUAGUGCUCUCUUUACGCGAUCUCUGAAACCUGAUGUCAGACCAAUCAGCAGGGAACACAGCCUGGUGUGUCCUGCAGAUGGGAGGGUUCUUCAUAUGGGGACAGUGGAUCAAGAGGGUCGACUGGAGCAAAUCAAGGGAGUUAGCUACAUUCUCCACCAGUUCCUUGGCCAACAGGCCGAGUCCUACAACAACAAUGAGGGGACAGCAGAUGCUGGGGGACAGUGUGAGGUGGUGGACAGGAAAGAGAGAGGAGGAGGAGGUGGAGGGAGAGAACUGCACUACAUGACCAUCUAUCUGUCUCCUGGAGACUACCACGGUUUCCAUUCUCCUGCCAACUGGAGAGCACACACACGCAGACACUUUCCUGGUAUAAUUAUAAGGUGCUCGAUAAUCUUUUGUCAUGGCAGGACAUGUUGCUGGCAGCAUUGGAGUUGUUGUGAUAUAAUUAUAUUCUCUGUACAUACCUUUACAGGAGAGCUCAUAACAGUAGCUCCGUGGGCAGUCAAGACAAUGCCCGGCCUCUUCAAUCUUAACGAGAGGGUCUUACUCCUCGGGCAGUGGGAGUAUGGCUUCUUCUCGUUUGCGGCUGUCGGAGCUACUAUAGUGGGCAGCAUCAGUCUCACCAUUGAUGAGGAGCUGAGGACGAACCAGAGAGGCAAAUACGUGAUGGGUCAGUUCUCGGACCAGUCUCUGCCGAGGAGAGGCGGAGUGGGGGGAGGAGAGGCAGGGAUGAGGUUGGGCAAAGGGCAAAAGUUGGGGACAUUCAAGAUGGGCUCCACCAUUGUUCUGGUGUUCCAAGCCCCCGAGGAGUUUGAGUUCUGUGUGGGUCCAGGCGACAGUGUGUUGUAUGGACAACCUCUAGGACACGUCAGACAAUUGAGAAAGACCACAUAAUGUGCAGUGUUCAACUAUUUUCAGUGUUAAAAUGUUGAAUAGAAUGACACUGGGUGAAGGUGAAAAGUGUCAGAGGGAGAGAGCAUUUGUUCUAACAGUUUCCGGAGUGUGUAACAAAAGUUCUUGAAAGUGUGCCCUGAAUGUCUCCUGGUCUAAAUCUGACUGUAGGAGAAGUGUUACUCAUCAAAAUGAGGAUGGUUGGGGCUAUCCUU
This is a messenger RNA of Geodia barretti, 2081 nucleotides long. NCBI's taxonomy places the organism in Eukaryota, Metazoa, Porifera, Demospongiae, Tetractinellida, Geodiidae. The record is from the annotation of a GenBank genome assembly.